Messenger RNA from Nicotiana attenuata, 1893 nucleotides. RefSeq lists its product as uncharacterized. The record is from RefSeq and is a predicted model, not a curated record. Lineage: Eukaryota; Viridiplantae; Streptophyta; Magnoliopsida; Solanales; Solanaceae. The transcript has 2 exons. The coding region runs from base 1273 to 1686 and encodes 137 amino acids.
UGCAUGGUUUGUUAUUUAGAUCUUAGUUCAAUUCUAAGUUAGAUUUAGAAUUGUGCUGUUCAGCAUAUGUUGGUCCAUCGGAUUUGAAUAAAGAUGCAUCGUAUGAUAUAUAGGAUUGGAUUUGAAUCAGAUGAGUUUGUGAGAAGUGCUGACUGAUAUGUAUGAUAACUGAUAAGUAUGACCAUAUGGAGAUGCCCAAUUGGUGCUUGUCAGAAUGGUUGACAGAGAUAUUGCAUCCUCGGUACGAGUGACAUAUGCAUAUUCUGACGUGGGAAAAUUGAAGAAUCACUUAAUUUUGUUUUAAAAAACAAGGUUAGAAGGCAAAAAGCCAAACGAUUUUACGUGGAAUGUGAUGAUCACUGGAUACACUAGGAAAGGAGAUUGUGAAGCUGCUAUUUUGUUGUUCUCGAAAUCAGUAAAGAGGGGUUGACUCCAGAUUUUGUUACUUGGAAUGCGAUGAUUUCGUGGUUGCCAAGGAUCUCCUGAAGCUUUAGCAUUAUUUCAGGGUAUGCUAGCUGCUGGAGUUAAGCCUCAUGAAGUUAGUUACCGGGCUUCUUCCAAUGUGGGGUAUUUUGGCUCUGUGCGGGAUUCAUGUUCUUAUUUACAGAGUGGAGCAUCUUUGGUAACUGUGGUUGUUGCUAGUGCGCUUAUAGGUAUGUGGUUUAAAUGUAGGAGCGCAAAGAUGCUUGAAAUGUUUUGAAUUUCCCUUGAACAGUGUUCCAUCAUGGAAUGCAGUGAUAGGAUGUUUCGGGAAGCAUGGCGGGAUGGAAUAUACAAUCCAACUUUUCAAGAGUAUGAAAGAGUGCUGUCAAAUUUCUCUUCUUUCUGCAUGUAGUCAUGGUGGUUUAGUCAGGAGAGGUUUGAAGAUCUUUUGAUUCAUGGAGGAGUCUUAGAUCGAGGAAAGAGCAUUAUUCUAGGAUUGCUUGUGUCAUUGAUCUUUAUGUCGUAUUUGGAUGAUGGAUGAGGUUUAGGUACAAUCAAACAUAUGUCAAUGGAAGUUACAGUUUCAAAUUUCUGGGGCUUCCUUCAGUGGUUGUUAAGAUGGCAAAGGAUAUAGUGGGGAUGGAGCUGAAGAAUCUGAGUUUUAUGGGUUUUUUCAGAUAUUUAUGCCGCGGAGGGAGAACGGGAAAAUGUUGAGUUUCAUAAGAUAUGGUUCCAGUUGGCUGUAGGAGAUGGAUACCAUGUAAAAUAGAACUAGGACUGUAAAGCAGCAAAUGCUUUUUAACCAGGUAUUUCAAGUGCAACUUUGCUGAAGUCACAGGUCCUUAAGCCAUGGUUCGAGGUAGAGGGAAAGGGAAGAAACUGACUGUGAGUGACCAUGAUGAUCCAGGAAGCGACGAGGAAGAGAAAAUCCCUGCGCAGAAGAGACGGGGAAGGCCACAAAAGUCGCUUAAAGAUGACAUUGACGAAGAAGUAGCUGAAAUAAUAGAAGAGGAGGAGGCCGAGGAUGAAAAAACUGGAAUUCCAAACUUAGAGAUAAAAAGUUCUACUGCAUUGGAGAACGGAAAGAAGAGGAAACGGAAUACGCGGUUGAAGAAAAAACAUGAUUCAGCAGAAGAGGAAAAUGGUAAUGGAACCAGAUCAAGCACUGAUGAGUCUACUCGAUCCAAUGGUUUUCGUCAUAAUAGGCAUAGGCGGAAAAACAAGCCUCGCCGUGCUGCAGAAGCUGGUGUUGAGUGCAAAUGAAAUGGAUUUUGUUCCCUUUAUGAUGACAGAUGCCUCCUUUUACCUUGUAAAUUCCGCUUAAAUUUCCUCGCAUUUUCUUUAUUGCUUCCUCAGUUUGGUGAUUUGUUAUAUUGACAUUUCUUGACAUUGUAGAGGGUCUUGAGAGUGGAAAGUUAAUUAUACCACGUGAGUUUUCAGCCUUAAUAAUACGUUUGUUGGUAAUUCAUA